Messenger RNA from Radiomyces spectabilis, 552 nucleotides. RefSeq lists its product as uncharacterized. Bases 1 to 552 code for a protein of 183 amino acids. Lineage: Eukaryota; Fungi; Mucoromycota; Mucoromycetes; Mucorales; Radiomycetaceae. The record is from RefSeq and is a predicted model, not a curated record. The transcript is spliced from 5 exons.
AUGUCCGUCCUGCAAGCCUUCAACGAUAUCACUGCUGCUGUUGUUCAGCCCGCCGGCCCCUUCGCCGCUGAAUCCCCUGCUGUCUUCAUGCUCCGGCAAGACGACAUUGCUCGCUCGUUAAGGAACAAGAAGAGAGGUCUUACUCUGCUCCUGGCGCUCUCUUCAUUCGCGAGCAUUAUACCUGUCAUCGUGCUGGUAGCUACCACUCCACCGCGACGCAUCAAGCCUUCCAUCCGUUGUGGAUGUCAAGCCCGAAUCUCUGUGUGGAAUGGUGAGGCCCUCAUCCCGAUCUCCAUCGGCUACAUGCAUGUGUACAACGCGAUUCAGCGACUUCUGAAGAACUCGCAUCUCCAUGAUCAUGUGAAUGAGAGCUUGCGUUUGUGGCAAGCCUUUAUGAGCAACAUGGCAGAUCGAGUCUACGGUGAUUGGCAAAGGUGUCACAUUAGCGUGGAUGGUUACGGGUACUUUAUCGAUGUUUCCUGUGCGGAAGUGACUCCGUUGGCUGAAGGUCGACCACGGCAUUUACGCACAGGCUAUCAUGAUGGACAAUGA